AUGCAGUUUAUCAGUUUGUUACUCACCUUUACUGUCUCCUUGUCUGUUGUCCUGUGUAUCGAUAUUUACACUAUUACCAAUACCAGUGAUGUAACCAGUCUUUUCUAUCCCAUUGAGGAGGAACACUUGGUUCAUGAAUUUGAACAGCUGGAGGAUAUUCAUUCGUGGAAAUUUUACAAUUACCAGCAUUUCCAAUCUUCGCAAUUGUGGCAAGAAUUGGACACUACGUCUCAGGGAACAAAGUUUAAUCAGACUAUUGUGCAUUUGGUUGAGACCAACGAGACUUUGGUUCUUUCUUCGAUGAAUCCGGUGACAUUUUUUGAAUUUGAGGUUAAUUCAUUUAGGAGCAGUAAACAAAAUGUGACAUCUCAAUUGGAUUGGUUGAAAAGUGAUGAGGGUGAUGAUGAUGAAGAUGAAGAUGAGCUUGAGAAAGAGACUGCUGCAAUUUCACGUAAAACUUCAAGCGGUGUUUAUAAUGAUGAUGAGAAGGCUACUAUGGCUAUUCAAUUUGAUCCAGAUAGUGAUAUUUUAAAGAACGCUUCGCCUAAUAUGGCAAUCAAUUUGUUUUUGGUUAGUCUUUAUGUUGAAUCCGGAGCAGAAGCAGUUAAAGAGAUGGUUAUGAAUGAUGACACAGUAUUCAUUGUUCCAAGUGAAGAAGGUGAUGUCAAGUUUGAAGCACAGGGUAUCUUGAAGUUGAUUAUUCUUCCGAUCCUUAAAUUAAAGAAGUUGAUUUGGGUCAUUGAAAAGAAGACGAUUGCAUUAUUGGUCAAGAUUAAAGAAUUGACGGUGGCUAUAUUGAAGAAAGUCAAAAAAGUUGUUAUUCUCAUUACAAUUAAAACCAAGUUGAUCACAUUGAAGACGGCAUUUUUGAUUAAACAAAAGAUUAAAAAGGCCAAUUUGUUAGCUGAGAUUGUGGCGAUUACAACUAAGGAAAAAGCGAAAUAUAAAAUUAUAAAGACUUUGAUGAUUAUUGCCUUGUUGAAAGACAAGGCCAAAGAAAAAGUCCGCAAUACAAAAGAUGCUCUUAAAGCUGUCAAGGGAAAAUUGAGUAAAGGAGGAGGUGGAAAUUGGAGUGAUAGUGAUUAG
Molecule: messenger RNA, 1086 nt
Organism: Lodderomyces margitis
Lineage: Eukaryota; Fungi; Ascomycota; Pichiomycetes; Serinales; Debaryomycetaceae
Exons: 1
Coding region: 1-1086 (361 amino acids)
Source: RefSeq, a predicted model, not a curated record